This is a messenger RNA of Anguilla anguilla (European eel), 1144 nucleotides long. RefSeq names its product claudin-4-like. Gene Ontology annotation, molecular function: structural molecule activity. Gene Ontology annotation, cellular component: bicellular tight junction; plasma membrane. The record is from RefSeq and is a predicted model, not a curated record. NCBI's taxonomy places the organism in Eukaryota, Metazoa, Chordata, Actinopteri, Anguilliformes, Anguillidae. Bases 156 to 791 code for a protein of 211 amino acids. Gene Ontology annotation, biological process: bicellular tight junction assembly; cell adhesion. The transcript has a single exon.
AGCUUUUCUCUCUUCGUGAGGACAAAACCACACCCUCCAAGGUGAACUAUAAAUGCCAGAACCGUUUUCCCCCCUGUGAACACUACUUAUGAGCUUUGCAAAGGGACUAAGCACUAUCUUUGGCUGAUCGCAGUGAACAGGGAAGGACCGCGGCAAUGGUAUCUCAGGGGCUCCAGAUUAUGGGCAUUGUCUUGGCAUUGAUCGGAUGGCUGGGGACAAUAAUUGUGUGCGCAUUGCCCAUGUGGAAGGUGACUGCUUUCAUUGGGGCCAACAUCGUAACGUCACAGACCAUCUGGGAGGGCCUGUGGAUGAACUGCGUGGUCCAGAGCACGGGACAGAUGCAAUGCAAGGUCUAUGACUCCCUACUGGCCCUGCCCCAGGACCUACAGGCCGCCCGGGCCAUGCUCAUCAUCUCCAUCAUAGUGGGCAUCUUCGGCACCAUGAUGGGCAUCGCUGGGGGCAAGUGCACCAACUGCAUGGACGAUGAGGCGUCCAAAGCCAAGGCGUGCAUAGCUGCGGGUGUGACCUUCAUCAUUUCUGGGCUGCUCUGCAUUAUCCCUGUGUCCUGGUCAGCCAACACCAUCAUCAGGGACUUCUACAACCCCCUGCUGACCGAGGCCCAGAGGAGGGAGCUGGGAGCCGCCCUGUACAUUGGCUGGGGGUGUGCGGGGCUGCUGUUGCUGGGAGGAGGUCUGCUUUGCUGGAACUGCCCCCCCAAGGAGAACCGCCCCUACAUAGCGAAAUUUGCACCCGUGAGAUCAUCAUCAUCCACACCCAUGGACUAUGUUUAAUUUGACAGAGUGUUUUUUUUUUCAGACUCCUUUUCCAGGUACCUGAGAGAAAUUCAGGACUUUUAAGUUAAAAAGAAAAUUAAGUAAAACUCAUCAGAGCGCUGAAACUCACUGAGGCUUGUGUAAUGAUGUUCAUAUAUUAUUCUUAAAAUAUAAUUUCUAUUUUUCAGUUACCCAGAGUUACCUGAAUACAGACUUUCUGCUAUUAUGCUCAUUUUCAAAUGAUCUAUAAGCUGCUCUCACUUCUGUUUUUUCCCAUGAGUAAUUUUAAUUUAUAUAAUGGGAACAUUUUUAAUCUGUCGUCAAUAUGAAUAUUUCAAUGUCCAAAAAUGUUAUAUAUUAAAAUGUUUGAA